CUCUUUUUGGUCUUGCAUUGUCCCGCCCGCCGCAACCGCCGCCCACGGAGACUUGUUUUUGCCCCUCAGCCCCUCUUUCAUCACUGGUUGUGAGUCUGGUGAUCGCUGCCCGGCUGAGUCGGAGAGAGUGACCAAAUAAAUGACUACCUACGCCUUAAUAUUAAACCUCUCUCCUUCCUGGACUAUCUUUGAAACUCCCAUCUGGAAAACCCGCCGUUUGUAAACUCAGCCACGACACCGUAGCGCCGUUCGCCAUCGUCUCUCCAACGUUUUGUCUCGAAUGCCAUCUUCGACAGAGCCAAAACUUCCCAGGUCACAUCUGGAAGGACUUUACGCCACUUGUGGAGCUCUUGGCGCCUUAAGUGGAACAGCUCUCCACACCUUAUCGGUCCCCUAGCCUUCGAUAGAAAGUUCCAAAAAGUCGAGAGGGCAUUUCCAUCUCUUCUAGGACGUUAAACUCAGCAACUCCAAAGGAGGCGUCAACUUGACCAUUGCCGAGAUGGUUCGCGAGAGUGGCAUCUCGGCUACCAAGCCAGUCUUUCCUACUUUCUUACUGCCCAGCAUAAAGCUUCCCUUCUCCCGACGCCACUCGGUCUCCUCGAGUUCAGCAGAAUCUGCCGCAUCUUCAGCGGUGACAACACCAGCGAGCUCGCCCCCGAACGAAGGAAUUCUUGCAAAAGCGCCUAGAGGUCGAUUGUCCCGUACAUCUCCGAAUACGCUUCGUUGUUCAACAUGCUCUGUCGAUGUUGCUUUUGCUUCUCAGGUCAUAUCUAAAGGCUUCACCGGCCGGUACGGUCGUGCGUUUCUUGUGGCCCCGCCUGCGCCUCCUGCGGCCCAGACAUUGAGCAACAUCCGAGUUGGUAAGAGUGAGAAUCGCCAGCUUGUGACAGGAUGGCAUGUCGUUGCAGACAUCAACUGCGGGUCAUGCUCGACAAAACUUGGCUGGAAGUAUGUGGACGCUAAAGAACAAGGCCAGAAGUACAAAGUUGGAAAAUUCAUCCUCGAGAUGGAACGAGUGGUUACGUACCGGAGUUGGGAGGAUGCAAUUGAUGAGGAUGUUGCAGAGACUGCCACGCCAGGCAAGGAUGGCGAGGAAGAGGAUAUUGAAUUUGAUUCUGAUGAUGAUGAUGAAUGCGAAGAUAUAUUUGCAGGGACUUGGGACCCUGAGGUCGUAGAAGAGAGGCGAAGGAGAAUCGUGUCACGUCGAAGCCAAGCCGAGAGCGACGAGUAGUCAUCGUUGCUGCGGUAUUGCCUUGAGAUCAUGAACUGGGCUUGAGUUAUGCAUUGGAUAGGCGUCAAGGGAUGGAUAUUGGGUUGCGAUAACGGGAUAGGAUAAAUACCCUGAAGAGAUGGACGGACAGAAACAAAGGAGCGCCAACUCACGAAGCGGCUUUGACUUCUCCCCAUAUUUUAGAGAUUGUUUCAAAUCGAGUCUGUGUUUCACUUGAUAAAAAGAAA
Messenger RNA from Fusarium oxysporum Fo47, 1458 nucleotides. Its product is annotated as yippee zinc-binding/DNA-binding /Mis18, centromere assembly-domain-containing protein. The transcript has a single exon. The record is from RefSeq and is a predicted model, not a curated record. Bases 500 to 1231 code for a protein of 243 amino acids. Lineage: Eukaryota; Fungi; Ascomycota; Sordariomycetes; Hypocreales; Nectriaceae.